Nicotiana tabacum (common tobacco) is the source of this 985-nucleotide messenger RNA. Lineage: Eukaryota; Viridiplantae; Streptophyta; Magnoliopsida; Solanales; Solanaceae. The record is from RefSeq and is a predicted model, not a curated record.
AAGCUGGGAGAAGACACCUGGGAUGAUGAAGAGGUUGCUCUCGUUUAUUAGCAGAUGUUUAAUGGUGUUAGUGAACUUAUUAGCCGAUACAAAUGAUGACCCCGGUUGGCAUAGUGCCGAGACCAAGUAUGAUAGUACAGGGACUACAAGUAACCACAGCUUUAGUGUGCACUUCUUAGAACGGUUUUCUCGUGCAUUAGGAGGUAAGUCUUUUGUUCCUAUUGCUAAAGAGCAGCUGUCUGCUUACUGGGAUGCCCCAGAGUGGGAGAAGCGCCAUGCAGCUCCCUUUGCACUUGCUCAGAUUGCUAAAGGUUGCUCGAAGCAGGUGAUGAUUAAGGAUCUGGAGCAACCAGUGAAAAAGGUUUUAAAUUGUCUCCAAGAUCCUCAUCCUCGAGUCAGAUGGGCUGCUUGCUGCGCAAUUGACAGGUUGUCGACUGUCUACCAUCCAGAUUUUCAAGAACAAUACCAUAACCAAGUAGUUCCUGCAUUAGCUGCAACUAUGGAUCAUGUUCAUCCACGAGUGCAGAAUGGCAAACAAAUGGUCCAACAAGAAGCAUUAUAUGCAUUGUCUCGUAUAACUGAAUCUGCUAAGGAGUACUUCCGGACCUAUUAUGACACUGUUAUGCCACAGUUGAAAGCUUUCUUGAGAAAUGCAGAUCUUACAUCCGAUCUCAUUCUUCGUGCCAGAGCGAUAGAGUGCAUGAGCUGUGUUGGGUCUGCUGUUGGCAGGGAGAAAUUUAGAGAAGACGCAGAGCAGGUCAUCAAAGUGAUUAUGAUAUCAUUACAAGGAAUACAAACGAAGGGGGAUGAUUCUCCAACUGAAUACUUGCUAAGGGCAUGUGCUGCAAUUUGCGAUUGCCUAGGACAGGAUUUUCUUCCUUAUAUCCAUAAAGUCAUGCCCUUUUAUUCAAUGUGCUCAACUUGAACCUGCUAUAACCAUCUCUGUGAAGCGGAACCAAGUUGCAGCCUGUUUUAUGCUAUGCCU